Spea bombifrons (plains spadefoot toad) is the source of this 2550-nucleotide messenger RNA. RefSeq names its product proprotein convertase subtilisin/kexin type 4-like. The record is from RefSeq and is a predicted model, not a curated record. Gene Ontology annotation, biological process: peptide hormone processing. The transcript is spliced from 2 exons. Gene Ontology annotation, cellular component: trans-Golgi network; Golgi membrane. NCBI's taxonomy places the organism in Eukaryota, Metazoa, Chordata, Amphibia, Anura, Pelobatidae. Gene Ontology annotation, molecular function: serine-type endopeptidase activity.
AUGUGGUUCGCGGUGAUAAUUUACGACUGUUUUUGAAUUCAUUUAAAACAGACAGCAAAAGGAUGCUGGAUAGAGUUGCAAAGAGUUGAUGGGAAUUGCAAGUGUCCAGUGAAGAUGUCAGAGGCUUUUAUGGCUCUGCGUCCUAAGGUGGCAAGGAAUUGGUUGGUACGUGGUCAACCUGGACAACCUUUAACGAAUUUUCAAUUUGGAGAUGGAAAACGGAUCAUUUUAAGAUUUAUGUCAGACCUAAUCUUUUGUAGAAUGCUAAUGUUUUUUUUUUUUAGGUCACCAUCCGAAAAUGGCUGGGGUUGUGGGACAUUCCUUUAUUUUCUGGGCUCAGAGGAGAGCGGAAAUAAGGAGAUGUGGAGGAAACCUUGGGUUUGAAAAUGACAAAGUUGAUAUUUUUUGGUUAGGACUUCGGGGCUUGGAAAUUUGUCAAAUGGAGAGUAUUCUGUUUGAACAUGUGAAUAUUUUUCCAUGGCCAAAUGUGAUCAUUAUCCAUUGUGGUGACAACAACUUGGGGUUAAAUCUGUUGAGCUGUUGCUGCUCUUAUUUCUUAGUCUAUUUUAGUGAGGCUGUAAUUAUAUCGUCUGAAAUGGUUCACAGGCUUAUUUCGCUCAAAAGGCCAGAAUUUAGAACGCUAGAUAGGGUUAGGUGUAAGCUAAAUAGGUCUAUGCAGAGAGUUAUGGCUCUGGAAGGGGGGGGGUUAAGUUUAAAGCAUGUGGACCUAGAAGGUGACUGUGAAGGUCUUUAGAAAAGUAAUGGAAUACAUUUGUCAGACAUCGGUUAUGAUAUUUUCAAUUUGAAUCUGCAAAGUAUGGUGGAGCAGGACAUGGUUUGUAUGGGAUGGACCACAAAUGGUUGUUGUUUAGUUGGCUUUAGGGCGGAUGGCCUGGGACUAGUUUAAAGUUUGGUUUGGGACAAGAGUGUUUAUGUGGUUACAAUUUGUUUAUGUUCAUAAGUAAUAAGUUGAUUUGUAAUAUUUUAUAACGCUAAAUAAAAGACCACGCCGUGUUUUAUACAAAUUGAAUUUAUUAUUCAAAUGAUGUAUUUGUUUUAUGAGCAUUAACUGUUUUGCAGGUGGUGCUUGGCAGUGAUUUCUACCAUCUAUCUCAUCGUGGCAUUCAAAGGAAAUCCUUCAGCCCUCACUGGGGUAGAAACAUUCAACUGGAAAAAGAACCCAAGGUUAGCUGGUUUGAGCAGCAGACGCUGAAGAGAAGGGAGAAAAGACAGCCUGAUAUGGUUCCCACAGACCCCCUCUUCAGCUUGCAGUGGUACCUGCAUAAGGAUGAAAAUCUUGACUUAGGCAUCCAGACUGCUUGGAACCGUGGAUAUACCGGACGAGGUGUGGUGGUGACCGUUCUGGAUGAUGGGCUUGAAAAGGACCACCCCGAUCUCGCAUUAAACUAUGAUCCGGAGGCGAGUUACGAUUUUAAUGACAAUGAUCCUGACCCUCAGCCCCGAUAUAACCCAUCUAAUGAGGACCACGGGACCCGCUGUGCAGGCGAGGUGGCUGCGGUUGCCAAUAAUGGCAUCUGCGGCGCUGGAGUAGCAUACAACGCUAGAAUAGGAGGUGUGCGAAUGCUGGAUGGGAUAGACACAGACAUUGUUGAAGCUCAGUCGUUGAGUUUGAACCCACAGCAUAUUGACAUUUAUAGCGCCAGCUGGGGUCCCUCUGAUGAUGGAAAGGUACUGGAUGGACCAGGAGUGUUGUCUUCUGAGGCUUUUUAAAAAGGAAUAUUAAAUGGCCGCGGUGGCUUUGGAUCUGUCAAAGCAUCUGGAAACGGUGGCAGGAAUAAUGACCACUGCAACAGUGACGGCUACUCCAACAGUAUUUACACUAUUGCUGUUGGGGGUGUCACAAAACGUGGAACGGUCCCUUGGUACAGUGAGGCGUGUGCAUGCAAACUUACAAGCACUUACAGCAGCGGUGGUGGUCAGGAAGGGACUUUUAUCACCACUGAUAUACGCCACACGUGUACAGAUCAACACACCGGGACUUUAGCCGCCGCUCCACUUGCUGCCAGGAUCCUUGCUUUGGCAUUGGAGGCAAACCCAGCUCUUACAUGGAGGGAUGUACAACAUCUCGUGGUUAGAGCGUCCAGUCCUGCCCACCUAAUGGCUGACGAUUGGGUCAUAAAUGGAGUGGGAAGAAAAGUGAGCCACUAUUUCGGCUACGGACUCUUGCAUGCUGGACGAGUAGUGGAGCUGGCCGAAACAUGGGAGACAACGCAGCCUCAAAGAAAGUGCCUCAUAACAAUUGUGAGCACCCCCAAAAAAGCGUAUUCAGAUCUGAUUUUGACUUACAAUGUCACUGCCUGUUCUGGGAAAAAAGCAACUCAUGCUUAAGAGCUGCCUUUCCAAGUGUAGACUUUCGGAACACCUCAUCCAUUCUGGUCCCUCAAUCUAUGUCAAUGGCGGUGAUAAUGAGUGUGGCUAUUGUAGCGGUUAUGGGCAUGCUGGUUUUAGUUCAGUCAUUUCUACUAAAAAGAUUCAGUUGACCUGUUUUUGACAUGUAAAUAGAGUUUCAUUAAAUGUUUAGCAAAAUAA